Molecule: messenger RNA, 1021 nt
Organism: Anoplophora glabripennis (Asian longhorned beetle)
Lineage: Eukaryota; Metazoa; Arthropoda; Insecta; Coleoptera; Cerambycidae
Product: transmembrane protein 177
Exons: 4
Source: RefSeq, a predicted model, not a curated record
CUCAAGUCACGUGGUUCCCAGUUUCCCCAUAUUUUCAAGUAUAAGUUCUCGGGCCCUGUUUUUAGGUUCUACCUGUAUAUGUUUUGUGGUUAUACCUGUGAUGUCUAUUCAAAAAAUAGCGAAUUGGUUUCUUACCGAUGCUGGUAAGAAAUGUUGUUUUUAUGGAUCAGGAGCAAUUUCUACAUGUGUACUUUUUGCCAAUUUCCUGCCACAUACUUUAUUGUUAGACCAGUACAAAGAGAUUGUGCAUUUAUACAAGAAUGGUUUAUCAGUCCAAUUACCAAAAAAGCUUCAGGAGAGGUUUCAAACAGCCUUAGAUUUACUUGAGGUUGAAACUGUCGAUAAACAUUUAUAUAAACCAUUUCACUGUUACGGCUUUGAUGUGAUGAGUGCAGGAAGUAGUUACAGCAGAUUUGGAGUUAUUGUUGGAUUACCAGCAAACUUUACAUGCGAUAAUGUUGAUAUGGUAGAUAGAUCUAAAAUUAAGGUAAACCACGAAUCUGUAAUUUGGGAAUCGGAAGAUGGUAAAAAAUUACUGAAUUCUCUAGUUUUGUCUGAAAAUGCACAAAUAUAUGCCAUGUCAAAAGAAAUAAAAUUCAGACAAACCCCAAAGCCUUUGCUUGAUACAAUUUUUGCAACAAGUUCUUGUGUAUUAGCUUAUUCUUUAGGAAACUUUAUUAAUAAUAAGUUUAAUCUUUACAAUAAACCACGAGGAGUCAGAGUUACAAUGUAUGGUUUCGUUGGUCUAUUUGUUGUUGGUCUGUAUACGAUGUUAAAAGAUGUGUCACAAAUAUAUUUUGAAGAAAAUGUUGAUAGAGAAUUAAAGCAAAAGAACACAAUAUUUGUGGAAGGUGGAAAAGAAUACUACACCAAAAUUUUGGAAAGAAAUCAAGCACUUCGAAAAAUGAUGGGAAAGGAAGGAGAAAGAUUAUAUAGUGUACUGGGGAAUGAAAAUUAUUUAUUUCGGACAAAACAUAUUCCAGUAGUACAAAGAAAAUUAUUUUUUGAGGAGUCUCAAAAA